GGGCGAGCGGCGCCGGGCGGGCGGCGAUGGACGGGCAGCGCCCGGCGGGCCCCGCCGCGCCGCGCUGGAGGAGGCGGGCGACCCCCCGGCCGCAGCCCCUCGCCUGGAGCAAGCCCCGGCCGCAGUCGUACCAGAGCCCCAGCGGGCUGCUCGUCACCGACUUCCCCGUGGAGGACAGGUGCGCCUUCACCGUGACCCAGCCCGCCGGCACCGUCAGCCCCGACAUGGGAUCCGUGUCCAACGGCACCGUGCGGCCGCCGCGCUCGCCCGGGCUGUCCCCGGAGCGCUCCCGGCUGCUCGCCCUGGCUCCGGACAGCCGUGUCGGUUCGACCGCCAACGGCACCGUCCCCGCGCCGGGCAGCGGGCAGGGCCGCCGGGCCCGGCCGCCCAGGACUGCGGGGCUGGCCCCGCACCGGGACCGCAUCGUGUUCGCGGCCAGCGCUCAGCCCGCACCGUGCGGCCGGGCCGCCGAGCCCCCGGGGGUACCGGGAGGAUCCCCUGGAGUCGGCCGGGCUGCCGAGCCCCCGAAGGGGUCCCCCAGAAUCGGCCGGACCGCCGAGCUCCCGGGGGCAUCCCCUGGAGUCAGCCGGACCGCCGAGUCCCUGGAGGGAUCCCCCGGGAUCGGCCGGACAGCGGAGCCCCCGAAGGGAUCCCCCAGAGUCGGCCGGACCGCCGAGCUCCCGGGGGCAUCCCCUGGCGUCAGCCGGACCGCCGAGCCUCCGGAGGGAUCCCCCGGGAUCGGCAGGGCUGCCGAGCCCGCGGAGGUGCCCGGGGGUCCCCCCGCGGAGCCCCCCGCGCUGCUGAGCACUCACAGCCCCGCGGCGCGGAAGGUGGGCUCGCAGCAGCUGAUCCCGCUCAGCCUGGCGGAGAGCCGGCCCGCGGGCCGGGCCCAGGGCCACGACCGGCUGCUGAAGGCUCGAAGCAUGGUGGAGACCGCCCGGCUGCCCCCGGGCAGCGACGCCGAGGACGAGCCCGAGGGCGGCCCGGGCAGCCCGGGGACGCUGCGGCGAGGGCUCCGCUCCACGUCCUACCGCCGGGCCGUGGUGAGCGGGGUGGACCUGGACGGCUCCGCCAACUGCAAGAAGAAGAACAGAAUGUCCCAGCCCAUCCUGAAAGCCGUGGUCGAGGAUAAAGAGAAGUUUUCGAGCCUGGGCAGGAUAAAGAAGAUGCUGAAAGGCCAAGGGACAUUCGAUGGGGAAGAAAAUGCUGUUUUAUAUCAGAACUAUAAGGAAAAGGCUCUGGACAUAGAUUCUGAUGAAGAGUCUGAGCCCCGAGAGCAGAAAUCGGAUGACAAGGUUGUUUUUCACUACAAGCCCCUGAGGUCGACGUGGAGCCAGCUCUCUGUGGUGAAGAAGAAUGGAUUGUCAGAAACCAUCAGCCAGGAGGAGAGGAAGAGGCAGGAGGCAAUAUUUGAAGUGAUCUCUUCUGAGCAUUCUUACUUGCUGAGCUUGGAGAUUCUGAUCCGGAUGUUUAAAAAUUCCAGGGAACUGAGCCUCACAAUGACCAAAACAGAGAGCCACCACCUCUUCUCCAACAUCACGGAUGUUUACGAAGCAAGCAAAAAGUUCUUUGAAGAGCUGGAAGCGAGGCACCAGAACAACAUCUUCAUCGAUGACAUCAGUGACAUCGUGGAGAAACACGCGGCCUCCUCCUUCGACCCCUACGUGAAGUACUGCACCAACGAGGUGUACCAGCAGCGCACCCUGCAGAGGCUGCUAGCCACAAAUCCAGCGUUUAAGGAGGUGCUGUCCCGGAUCGAGUCCCACGAGGAUUGCAGGAAUUUGCCCAUGAUCUCCUUCCUCAUCCUUCCCAUGCAGAGAGUCACUCGUCUCCCCUUACUGAUGGAUACCAUUUGCCAGAAAACACCCAAGGAUUCAGCAAAAUAUGAGAACUGCAAGCAGGCUCUAAAAGAAGUCAGCAAGCUGGUCCGUCUGUGCAACGAGGGCGCUCGGAAGAUGGAGAGGACGGAGAUGAUGUACACCAUUAACUCCCAGCUGGAAUUCAAAAUCAAGCCCUUUCCACUGGUUUCCUCUUCACGGUGGUUGGUGAAAAGGGGCGAAUUAACAGCGUAUGUAGAAGACACUGGACUUUUUUCCAAAAGAACCUCUAAGCAGCAGGUCUACUUCUUCCUCUUCAAUGAUGUCCUCAUCAUCACCAAGAAGAAGAGUGAGGAGAGUUACACGGUGACGGAGCACUCGCUGCGGGAGCAGCUGGUGGUGCAGCCCUGCGAGGAGGAGCCCGGCUGCUCUCCCGGGAGGAACGCGGUGCUGCACUCGCGGGGCUCUGCCGCCCACCUCUUCAGGCUGCUGGUGCUCAGCAACCACGCGGGGGACAGGGUGGAGAUGCUGCUGGGAGCAGAGACUCAGAGUGACAGAGCGCGGUGGAUCACAGCGCUGGGGCAGGACAGCGACGGGCUGCACACGGACAGGACGACUCUGGCUCAGGUGGAGAUCAUCAGGACAUACACAGCCAAGCAGGCCGAUGAACUGUCCCUCCAAGUGGCUGAUGUCGUUCUGGUUUAUCAAAAAGUGAAUGAUGGCUGGUACGAGGGGGAGCGGCUGCGGGACGGGCAGCGGGGCUGGUUCCCCAUGGAGUGUGCCAAGGAGAUCACCUGCCGUGCCACCCUGGACAAGAACAUGGAGCGCAUGGGGCGCCUGCUGGGGCUGGAAACCAACGUGUAGCGUGUUCCUGUCCCCACACCAUGCUCUGCACCCGCUGCUGGGGGCUCCCUGUGGGACGGGGGGCACCGGAGCCCACACCCCCUGCACCAGAGCACUGAUGAUUGGAUACUCGUGUCUGUCCUCGCUUCGCCUUCCGAGAGCUCCGAACUGAAGCCUGGUUAGACCAGGAGCAGAGUGCAGCUCACAGCAGUGUCCUGGGAGCUCAGCUCUGCAUCCUUCUCACUCGCGUUCCAGUUCUGACUUCAGUUGCUCCAUCCCCGCCUCCUUCUGUUCUUGCUCCCUCCGUUUUUCAGCAUCCUGACUUGCUUUCCCCAGAGCUGCCCAGGACACGGGACAGCAGACACGCCCCAUCCAUGGAGCUGGAGGUGAACAGCAAUGCUGGGGGUGUCCCAAAGAGCUGCAGUGGGACAGUCCCAGUACCAGCCAGGGUGUUAAUGGAAUACUUCCCACUUGUGUCAGAACCUGUGUGACCUAAACUAGAAUGACCAGCUCUGUACUUCAGGAAGGCCAACCUACCUCUCCAGUGCAAAUCCAGGGACAGCUCAGACUGUCUCCUUUUAGUUCUGCAGUGGUGAAAGGAUUUCUGAAAGCAAAAACAAGGUACCACACUCUGCAAAGCAGGUGCUGCUGAUCCAUCUUGGCCCAGGUAUUUUAGCAGAGAGUAACUGCUGGAAAUGGGGCCGAUUUGUUCCUGGUUUCUUCAGGUGUUUAAUAAGCUCCUGUGAUUCAGUUACUGUUUCAGAGCAGGAGUUUGAUGGGCUGCAGGAACAUGAAGUACUUUGUUCUGGGACUGGGGGGUUUCUGCUCUUCAGUACUGGAGAUCAGUUCUUUCCGUGUUCUGCUGAACUCCAUUUACCUGCACCUUUAUCGUCCUGUGGGAUCCACAGCAGAGGGAGAGGGAACAGCUGCAGUUUGGCUGAGGUGCCAGGUCUCCUCUCUGUUGUGGGCACCAUCAGAGCUCGGGCAGUGCCGGAGGAACAGCCUGGCAGGAGCUGUGUGGUGCUGCCCCGUGCUCACAGGGCACUGCACACCCCAGUGCCCUCUCCUGCUGUGUGAACAGGGCAGCCCGGGCUGAGCAGAGCUCAGGGGACUGUGGGAUGCAAACCCUCACCGGGUAAGGACCAGCUGCUGACUCAGCAGCUAAAUACUGCUCACUGCAAACGAGGGGACAACUUGUAGUACCAAGGCUUUCUUCUUGUUGCCUUCCCCAGCCUCAGAACAGGGGCUGGAAGUUGUUUUAUAGUCUGUAAUAUGCUGAUUUCAUUGGUGAGUGAAUUGGGUGUUUGUAAAUGUCUGUCUCUAACAAUUUAAACUGUAUUAGGAAGGCAAUAAUUUUGUACAAAAGUACUUACCUGGACAGUCUGACAGUGGUUAUACAGCCUUGUAAAUUAAUUUAAAAGAGGACUGAUAAAAUAGUAAUGACAAAAACUGUAAAUUGAACAAAGACUUAUUUAACAUAGUAAAAAGACUGCUACUGUUUUAACAAAUUUAUUGUAUACAGGCAGAUGUUUAACACAUAACUGAAUGUAUAAAUCCAGGCAUUAAUUUUAUUCAGAUUUUUUUAAUACCUUGUAUAUAUUUUUCAUACCUAGUUUUUCCAAAAAUGCUGUAAUUUUUUUAAAGACAUUUUUCAUUUUUCCUAUCGUUGGACACAGUUCUUCAGGAAUUAAAGACUUCUAUGAUUUUAUAGGACAACAAUCAAUAAAAUGCUUUUAAAUCCUUA
Messenger RNA from Pipra filicauda (Wire-tailed manakin), 4404 nucleotides. It is a transcript of the gene ARHGEF26, whose product is annotated as Rho guanine nucleotide exchange factor 26. Gene Ontology annotation, molecular function: protein binding; guanyl-nucleotide exchange factor activity. The transcript is spliced from 14 exons. Bases 27 to 2681 code for a protein of 884 amino acids. NCBI's taxonomy places the organism in Eukaryota, Metazoa, Chordata, Aves, Passeriformes, Pipridae. The record is from RefSeq and is a predicted model, not a curated record. Gene Ontology annotation, biological process: activation of GTPase activity.